This is a messenger RNA of Onthophagus taurus, 3767 nucleotides long. It is a transcript of the gene Mctp, whose product is annotated as Multiple C2 domain and transmembrane region protein. Gene Ontology annotation, molecular function: calcium ion binding. Gene Ontology annotation, cellular component: synaptic vesicle membrane. Gene Ontology annotation, biological process: regulation of neurotransmitter secretion. Lineage: Eukaryota; Metazoa; Arthropoda; Insecta; Coleoptera; Scarabaeidae. The record is from RefSeq and is a predicted model, not a curated record.
AACGAGAAUCCAGAAACAGUUUCGCUGAUAAGCCAUCAAAGCGUAGAUGGGUGAGCGAACUCGAUAAUUAAAUAAUUUUCGCGUACAGUUGUGUUUUUAUCUGUGUAGAUCAGUGUUUUAGUGAGUGUCGUACGAAAUGUGUCGAUGGUGUUUAUGUUGGUGUGAUAUUUCAGGGGAAAAUUGAUUUGAUUUAAACUGAAAAAAAAACCAGAGACUAUACAAAAAUGUUGGAUUAUACGGCGACAAGUAGACUUCGCAGAAAACUGAAAACAAACGCUUCGAAGUUGGGUGGAAAACUUCAAAGGGUCGACGUUAUCGGUUCGCUUAGCGACUUAACAAAAUUAAAUUACGCCAAUUUGAAGCAGAAGGUUAAAAAAUUACGAAAAGCUGAAUCCGAUACCGACGAAUACGACUCCGAUGAUUAUCGGUUAAACUAUCACAAAAAGCGAUCUCCUCACUUCACGCCAAGAAAUUUUUAUGCGGAUGAAAAUUCGAUCCCUUCAUCCAGGUACAAUUCAGAGGAACAUCUUUAUAGGAGGUAUUCUAGAAAUUCCACAGAUACGAUUUCAGAUGAAAGUGGAGUUUUUAUGAAGUAUUUCCAGAAGAAUGCCAAGGUUGCCGAUGUUAAUAAACGAUUAAAAUCGCAAAUUUGGAGUUCCGUGGUUACAAUUGUCUUGAUUGAAGGAAAGAACCUUUUAGCGUGCGAUCCCGAAACAGGAACAUCAGAUCCAUACGUCAAGUUUAGAUUAGGAAAUGAAAAAUAUAAAAGUAGAGUCAUUUGGCGUUCUUGUAACCCAAGAUGGUUGGAACAAUUUGAUCUUCAUCUAUACGAUGAUGGAGAUCAACAAUUGGAAAUUACCGUCUGGGAUAAAGACCGGGCAAAAGACGACUUUAUUGGAAGGAUAGUAAUCGAUUUAAUGGAUUUAGAAAGAGAAAAAACACACAGCAUAUGGACCAAAUUAGAAGAUGGAGCGGGAUCUAUACAUCUUUUAUUAACAAUAAGCGGAACUACAGCUUCCGAAACCAUUUCAGAUUUAACUACUCACGAAGAGAAUCCGAACGAACGAGAAAUAGUUUUAAGUAGAUAUGCUUGGCAUAAAACUCUUCAAAAUAUAAAAGACGUUGGUCAUCUCACGGUAAAAGUAUUUAGGGCAACGGGUUUAGCAGCAGCAGAUUUAGGUGGUAAAAGUGACCCAUUUUGCGUUUUGGAACUAGGAAACGCACGACUACAAACACAAACCGAAUAUAAAACUUUAACACCUUCCUGGCAAAAAAUCUUCACUUUCAACGUAAAAGACAUCAAUAAUGUCCUCGAAGUGACCGUUUACGACGAAGAUCGAGACCAUAAAGUUGAGUUUUUAGGAAAAAUAGCGAUACCUUUAUUGAGGAUACGAAACGGUGAGAAGAGAUGGUACGCUUUAAAAGAUAAAAAAUUAAGAAGUCGAGCGAAAGGUCAAUCGCCGCAGAUUUUAUUGGAAAUGACCGUAAUUUGGAAUCCAAUUAGGGCUUGUAUAAGAACUUUAAAUCCUAGAGAAGAAAAAUACAUGCAGACUGAAGUUAAAUUUAAGAGACAAGUUUUUGUGAAAAAUGUUUUAAGAUUGAAAAGUAUUGCUAUGCAUUUUUAUGAAUUUGGAAAAGUUCUUCAGAGUUGUUUUGAAUGGGAAUCCCGAAUACAAAGCUUCAUUGCGUUGGUGUUCUUUUUAAUACUAUGCUAUUAUUUCGAACCGUGGAUGAUACCGAUAGCAGGUUUAUUGGUUUUCCUCAAACAGUACAUCGUCAAACAGAUUACAGGUCCUCAAACAGUGCCUUGGGACGAAGUAGCAGAUUCCGAUUUAGAUGAAGACGAGGAUGACGAUAAGGAGAAAGAGGAAAAGAAAAGCUUAAAAGAACGACUUCAAGUAAUACAAGAAGUUACUCAAGGCGUUCAAAAUGCUAUUGGAAAAAUUGCUACGUUUGGCGAAAGCGUAAAAAAUACCUUUAACUUCACGGUUCCAUAUUUAUCAUGGAUUGCGAUAACUUUGUUGGUAUCAGCAGCCGUGGUUUUGUACAUUAUGCCAAUAAGAUACCUGCUGAUGAUUUGGGGUACAAAUAAAUUUUUCCGAAGACUUCUGCGGCCGCAUUCAGUACCUAACAACGAACUCUUCGACUUGAUAUCAAGAGUACCGGACGAUGAGAUGCUGUUGUGGACAAAGAUAAUGGCAGCCGCUCUCUCGAGCAAUAUCGGUCGUUUGACGGUAUUUGAAUGGUACUUCCAGCUGGAUUAUAGAGAUCUGAAAAUUCUGUUGAGCACCACCGAUCCGGAAGCAAAACGCCGAGAACCACGCAAGAAACAUAAAGGAUCCUAGUGGAGAACCUUCUUUCAUAUAAAGGGUGUAAGAAGAAGAAUGCCUUCGCCAGUUUACGAAUCAAAAGUCUGAUGAUAAUCACGGUUUAAAAGAAAAUGUUUUUAAAAAAUGUUCGGUUUUUGGGUUUUCUUAAUGUUAUCGUGGAAAUUUUGUUUAAUUUCGAAUAAAAUAUAUUUGAAACUGAAAUAACGACUUAGAGCAGUAACAUUUUUAAUGUUACUGCUCUCUGAUGUAAAUGUUUGAAAAAAAUCACCAUUUUAGAAUAUCUUAAAAGGAAAUUUUCACACACGGCUGUAAAAAAAUGUAAUAAAGCUUCUCUUUUCCAUGUCAUUAACAAAUGUAUCUAAUGCGAGGCCGUGAUAUUAGCGAUUAUUUUAUACCUCAAAAUAUGUAUUAUAAAAAAUUAUGUAACAAAACGAUUAACACCAACUACAAAGAAAAUAUAAUACAUUAUCAAGUAGGUAGUUAAAAUAACAUAAUAAAACGUUACAUGUUCGAAAAUCCAUGAUAAUGAUUGUUGUUGGUUAAUUAACGGUAAAAUUAACGACAGAAUUAGAUCGAAAUAGUAAAAUAAAAUAAAUAGUUGUUUUUAUGAGAUUAAAAGUAAAGGAAAGUAUAAGAAUUAAUAAAGUUGUAAAUACGUCUACCAAAUUAAUAAACGAUUACAAAACAAGGGAUUAAAGUAGAUUUUGGUUGAAAUAGUUUAGAUUUUUGACCGGAUUAGUUACGUUAACGGAGUUUUUUUCCGAAAAAGUUUUAUAUUUUUCUACCCGACCGUUAACGACUAGUUUAUCGAUUAGUGAGUUUGUCUUGCCUCCGGUUAUAAAGAAUUACAGAAACGACACGAUAAAAGGGAGAUUAAAUCGUAAUCUAUAACGCACUUUCGUUCUUCCACAACACUUUAUAGAUAUAAUAAUUUAUUAAUUUAAGGUACUUUUGGCCUAAACAUUACAUUAUUAAAACCUUUCCAUUUAAAAUUUACUUAUUUAAUUGAUUUUUAUCCUUAUUAGUAUUAUUUAUCCUUUAGGUACUUAGAACGUAGACGUAGUUAGAAAAUCAUUACGUAAAUAUUCGAUACAUCUUUAUAACUCAUACCAUUCUUUUAAAGUUAUAUUGCUUUUAUUCCUGUAUUUGCUGUUUUCCAUUAUUAAAACGGUCGCCGUUUUAAAAGAAUAUAUGUAUAUCGCGAGCUUUCCACGUCGUUGUGAUAUGUACUUAAUACUUAAAUUCCUGUUUAAAUUCCUUCCAUGUUUAUAACAAAAAUUUCAAAUUCUACGCACUACGAAAUUAUCGCACUUAAGCGCGUCUUUUCGCUGCUUAUCGAGAUGUUAUUUAAAAAAGAAAUAAUAAAAAAUUGUAAGGUGACAAGUGGCGCGGUGAUAUUGUAAUUUAACGAUUUAAUAAAUGUUCUUUUUUAUUCCA